This is a messenger RNA of Eruca vesicaria subsp. sativa (arugula), 1001 nucleotides long. The record is from the annotation of a GenBank genome assembly. NCBI's taxonomy places the organism in Eukaryota, Viridiplantae, Streptophyta, Magnoliopsida, Brassicales, Brassicaceae.
CUAGAUACUUUAUCCAGAAGACAAGUUUUGUGUUUGAGAAGCAUAGUAAUUAAAAGAAAGUUGCGCUGCUCUUGCUGGUUGUGAGGAGAGAGAUCAAUAUAAUGGAAGUUGCUAGUCAAGAAGAACAUGACACCCCUAUCCCAAUAAACACCUCUUAUGGUGGGCAUGGACACAUGAUUCAUCGUCAUCGUAAUCCUUCCAAUUUUACUCAUCCAAACCCUCUAGUAGUCCCCUCAAAUAGUAAUGGUCUUGACAAAAACAAUGAUCAUCCUCUUCAUCAUCAUGUGGGUUACAACAUCAUGAUCAGCAACAAUAACAACAACAGCAAGGAGAAGCCUAAGCUUUACAAGUACAAGGAAUGUUUGAAGAACCAUGCAGCUUCCACGGGAGGCCAUGCUAUUGAUGGUUGUGGAGAGUUUAUGCCAAGUGGUGAAGAAGGUUCCAUAGAAGCUCUCACUUGCUCAGCUUGUAACUGCCAUAGAAACUUCCAUAGAAGAGAGAUAGAAGGCGAAGAUAAGAUCUACUUUUCCCCUUACCACCACAACCAACCGCAGAGAAAGCUCAUGUUCCAUAGCCACCACAAGAUGACCAAAUCACCAUUACCACAGAAAAUGAUAAUGCCGAUUGGCGUUGCAACCGCAGCUGUAUCAAACUCAGAGUCUGAAGAAGACUUACCAUUUCAGCAGCCACCACCGCCGUACAAUCACGGUGGUCAUAGUCAAAAGAAGAGGUUUAGGACAAAGUUUACUCAAGAGCAGAAGGAGAAGAUGCUGAGUUUUGCGGAGAGGAUUGGUUGGAAGAUGCAGAGACAAGAGGAAUCUGUAGUUCAGCAGUUUUGUCAAGAGAUUGGAGUUAGGAGAAGAGUUCUUAAAGUUUGGAUCCAUAACAACAAACACAAUCUAUCCAAGACGAGCAACAACGCUAAUAACAAUGUCGAGAUUUCUGCUGGUAACAACGACAUCAAUAAAUCCCCUAUUGGAAAUCUUGCUUCUAGUUCUUAA